AUGAAUUAUAAUAAAUAUUUACUUAGAACAAUAAACAAAAAAUGUAUUUCUAGGGGUUAUUUUACAACUAGCAAAAGAUUUUUAUAUAAUAACAGAUCAACUUUUUCAAGUAGAUGCAUUUUAAAUCAACAAGAACAACCACUUCAACAAUAUAUUAAAAGACAUUUCAGACCAAGUACACCAUCUUUCGAAGAAAAAAGAGAUUUGUAUGAGGUCUUGGGUGUAUCAAGAGAUGCUUCAAAACAAGAUAUUAAAAAAGCUUUUUAUGGUUUAGCAAAAAAAUACCAUCCAGAUACAAAUAGUGGAGAUCCAAAUGCUCAUAAACAUUUUGCAGAAAUUUCAAAUGCAUAUGAUGUACUUUAUGAUGAUAAGAAAAGACAAGUUUAUGAUAUGGCAGGUCAUCAAGGUGCAACAGCAGAAAAUAUGGAACAUGGUGGAUUUCCAGGUGGUUUCCCAGGUGGAUUCCAAGGUGGAGAAAAUAUUAAUGUUGAAGAUUUAUUUGGAGGUUUCGAUUUAAAUGACUUAUUUGGUGGUGGUGGUGGUAGAAGUAAAUCAACACAAGGUUCAGAUAUUCAAGUUAAUUUACAUUUAGAUUUUAUGGAAGCAGUGAAUGGUUGUGAAAAAGAUAUUUCAUUUUAUGGUGGUUCAAAAUGUACACCAUGUGAUGGUAGUGGUGCUAAACCAGGUACUAAACCACAAACAUGUAAGAAUUGCGGUGGUACAGGUACUCAAACUCGUAGUAAUGGUUUCUUCCAAAUGGCAUCCACUUGUCGUACAUGUAAAGGCAGUGGUAAAGUUAUUAAAGAACAUUGUUCAACAUGUAAAGGUAAAGGUGUUAAUCAAGGUCAAAGAACUGUAAAUAUUAAAGUCCCACCAGGUAUCAAUAAUGGUAGUUCCAUUAGAGUACCAGGUCAAGGUGAACCAGGUCUUAAGGGUGGUCGUAGAGGUAAUCUCUUUGUUAAUGUCACUGUAUCAGAGCACGAACUCUUCAGACGUCAAGGAAACGACAUUCAUUUGGAUGUUCCAAUUACUUUAGCUCAAGCUAUUUUAGGUGACACUGUAACUAUUCCAACCCUCUCUGGUGAGGUUGAUCUUAAAGUACCAAAAGGUACCCAACCAGGCGAAAAACGUGUUCUCAAAAAUAAAGGUAUUCCAUCAGUCAAUUCAAAUGGUACAGGUAGUCAAUAUAUUCAUUUCAUUGUUAAUAUUCCAAAGAAUAUCAACUCUAAACAAGAAGAAUUAAUAAAAGAAUUUGAUCAAGAGGACAAAAACCAUAAUGGACCCUUAGACAGUUUAUCCCAUCCAAUUUUAUCUUUUUGGAAUAAAGCAAUGAAGAGAUGGAGAGAAUAUUCAAAUAAAUUUAAAAACUAA
Messenger RNA from Dictyostelium purpureum, 1371 nucleotides. RefSeq lists its product as uncharacterized. Gene Ontology annotation, cellular component: cytoplasm. Gene Ontology annotation, biological process: protein refolding; response to heat. The transcript has 2 exons. Gene Ontology annotation, molecular function: ATP binding; heat shock protein binding. NCBI's taxonomy places the organism in Eukaryota, Evosea, Eumycetozoa, Dictyosteliales, Dictyosteliaceae. The record is from RefSeq and is a predicted model, not a curated record. Bases 1 to 1371 code for a protein of 456 amino acids.